This is a messenger RNA of Microbotryum saponariae, 229 nucleotides long. The record is from the annotation of a GenBank genome assembly. Lineage: Eukaryota; Fungi; Basidiomycota; Microbotryomycetes; Microbotryales; Microbotryaceae.
AUGUGCGAGAAGACCGGUGGCGAGACAUCCGACAUGGUGUUGCGCAUCAGAGGUGUCGGGCGUUUUCCCGUCCUCAAGAGCCUUUUUGCAGUCGAAAUGUGAGGAAUCCACUCUCCGCUCGGCUCAGGACUUAGGCGCGCGGAGCGAACCGGGCGCGGACUUAGGCGCGCGGAGUGAGCCGGGCGCCCCGGCCCAGGACUUAGGCGCGCGAAGCGAGCCUGGGACUUAG